AUGCGAGCGAAGGGUUCGAGUUCGAAAUUCGAAAGCGGUCAUGUCAUCGCCUCUCGGAUUUCGUAUAAGUCACCGUCCAAUGUCAAAAGCGUGCACUCACCGCGAGCGGCGAGCGUCCGGAGCCAGCGGACAAUGCAGUCGGUGGUAGUGUGGUGGGCGGUGGUGUCGGCGGCCUGGGCGCUGGCGGGCGCCUGCUCCAGCUCCAUCUCCAAGCGGCCGGCGCGGCCGGCGCGCCCGCAGCGCCCGCCGCAGCCCCAGCCGCGCCUCAACGUCACCUUCCCCAUCUUCAAGUGCGAGCCCGACUACUCGGAGUACUACUGCCUCAACGGCGGCUCGUGCUUCACGGUCGUCAUCUCGGACAGCCCGAUCUACAACUGCGAGUGCCGCAGCGGGUUCGUGGGCCCGCGCUGCGAGUUCAAGGACCUGGACGACUCGUACAUGCUGACGAGCCGGCAGCUCAUGAUGGAGACGGCGUCCAUCGCGGGCGGCGCGACCGUGGCGGUGUUCCUCGCGAUUCUAGUCUGCUUCGGCGCCUGGGUGCGCCUGCACCGGCGCGCCAAGGCGCCGCCGUCCGCUGAGCGCGGCGCCGUGCAGCUGGUGGCCGUGGCGGCGCCGCGCGGCCGCGUGCAGCUGUGCGCCGCGCCCUAG
Molecule: messenger RNA, 648 nt
Organism: Melitaea cinxia (Glanville fritillary)
Lineage: Eukaryota; Metazoa; Arthropoda; Insecta; Lepidoptera; Nymphalidae
Product: pro-epidermal growth factor-like
Exons: 1
Coding region: 1-648 (215 amino acids)
Biological process (GO): epidermal growth factor receptor signaling pathway
Molecular function (GO): epidermal growth factor receptor binding; receptor ligand activity
Source: RefSeq, a predicted model, not a curated record